Messenger RNA from Rhinichthys klamathensis goyatoka, 1263 nucleotides. It is a transcript of the gene hpdl, whose product is annotated as 4-hydroxyphenylpyruvate dioxygenase-like. The record is from RefSeq and is a predicted model, not a curated record. The transcript has 5 exons. Gene Ontology annotation, biological process: aromatic amino acid metabolic process. NCBI's taxonomy places the organism in Eukaryota, Metazoa, Chordata, Actinopteri, Cypriniformes, Leuciscidae. Gene Ontology annotation, molecular function: 4-hydroxyphenylpyruvate dioxygenase activity. Bases 19 to 1263 code for a protein of 414 amino acids.
GCGUGACGUCAUUCCAACAUGGCGGCCUACUUGAAUCGCUUGCACCACAUUGCGCUGCACGUCUCAAACGUGGAUAAAGUUGCUCAUAAGCUCGUGUCCCGGUUCCAGUUUAAUGUGUUUGCGGCCAGACUGACAGACCGAGCGAAGCAGCUCGCGCUCCGCAGGGGAUCGGCCGUGUUCGUGGUCAACCAGAGGCCAAACGAGCCGGUGACCGGACCUCAGUCACGUGCCUGGAGUUCCGUGGCCGCUAGAGACCACCAGGACCUGAGGUGUCUCUACGGGGCGCAUGCGCACUACCCGGUGGACACCGUGAGUAACGUGUGUUUCGAGGUGGAGUGCGUGGAGCGCGCGUCGCGGGCGUUGCGGGAUCAGGGUCUCUGCGAGUUCCUCCAGCCGCCCACCGAGGUCUGCGAUGCCCGCGGGCGGGUCUGCUUCUCCGUGCUCCGGUCCGCGGUGGGGAACGUGUGCCACACGCUCAUCGACUGCUCCCGGUACCGGGGUCUGUUCCUGCCGGGCUUCAGCGCGGUCGAGCCGGGCUCGCAGACCGCGGAGCGCGCGCACUGUCCCAUCAGCCACUUCGACCACAUCACGUUCGCGUGUCCCCGGGGCAGCACUGCACUCCUCACCCGCUGGUACCAGCAGAACUUCGGCUUCCGGAGGUUCUUCAUCGACAGGGACGAGGACGAGGAGGCGGGGUACGUGCUGCACCAGGACGGGAUCGGGCUCCGGCUCAAAGCGAUGGAGUCGGGAGGCGCUCCGCCCCGCAGAGACGAGGACGAGCCCGACUGCAAGCUCGUGUUUUCAGAGUCUCUUCCUCAGCGAGGCAGUAAUCAGGUGGACUCGUUCCUGGAUCAGCACGGAGGAGCAGGAGUACAACACAUCGGGCUCUACACCGACAACAUCGUGAGAACCGCACACACACUGAGACUCGCUGGAGUGCAGUUCUACUCUCCUCCACCGGCGUACUACACUGAGGUGGGAAAGCUGCAGGAGAUCUUGGAUGCGGGUCUCGAUCCUCACACACUGAGCCGGUACGGGAUUCUCCUGGACACUGAUUUUCAAACACACAGAGACAGCCGGAUCACACAGAGUCACCGGCUCCUGCUCCAGGUGUUCACGAAGCCCAUGUUCGGAGAGAACUCCUUCUUCCUGGAGCUCAUCGAGCGCAGAGGAGCCUCGGGCUUCGGCGAGGGGAACAUCCGAGCGCUCUGGAGAUCCGUGCAGGACGAGGAGCGCCGGAACACACACACCGCUGACAUCUGA